Molecule: messenger RNA, 1764 nt
Organism: Cyanidioschyzon merolae strain 10D
Lineage: Eukaryota; Rhodophyta; Bangiophyceae; Cyanidiales; Cyanidiaceae
Product: similar to Na+/H+ antiporter
Exons: 1
Coding region: 1-1764 (587 amino acids)
Biological process (GO): transmembrane transport; sodium ion transport
Cellular component (GO): membrane
Molecular function (GO): antiporter activity
Source: RefSeq, a predicted model, not a curated record
AUGUUCAUGUUUGCAGGACACACGCUCUUGGCGUGCCGUCGACGCUGCACCUCGUUCUCCGCUGGGUGUGCGGUCAGGCUGCAUCGGAGCAGCGCCUCGAGCACCCUCGGACUGCGUGCGAAAAACCUGCAAGCAUCGAAAGCAACCUUGCUCUGGUGUCGACAAGAGCGAGUCCCAGCAAACGAGCAGGACGCAAGUGGGCAAACGGUGGGCCCCUCGCUCCGCAACGACGAUGCUCCGGAGACGAACGGUCCGGUUGGAGCGUCGCCCGCAACGCUCCCCGAAGCGAAUACCGACGCUUCAGCUACCGAUGCAGACGUCGAAACCACUGGAUCCGACGGACGCGCCAACGUUCGACGAGACCGAAGUCGCCUUGCGGCCUUGGUAACCUCAUUCGGUAUCAUGGCAGCGCUCAUCCGCGUCGAAUGGGUCGAACACAACACCAUCGAAGCGCUUUGGAUCGUGUUCUGCACCGGGUACGCAGGUAUCAUCCUAGAGGACAUACUUGAGUUCCAUAAAGCGGGUGCAGCGCUUCUCAUGGCUGUGGCUUCAUGGACCGCACUGGCGCUGGCUGCACCCGGAGAUAGCGCCCGAUACGUGAACUCCGUAGAGGUCACGACAGCGAUCCGAGAGUGUAUGGCUGAUGUGGCACCGCUUUUGUUCUUUCUGCUGGGAGCCAUGUCCAUCGUUGAAAUCGUGGAUGGACAUCGCGGAUUCCGGACGGUAACCGACUCCAUUCGGACUCGGAAUCCAGUCACGUUGUUGUGGAUCAUCAGCCUCAUUACUUUUUUCAUGAGCGCCAUUUUAGAUAAUCUCACGACGACCAUCGUGAUGGUGUCGAUUCUACGGCAGCUAGUACCGCCCAGUGCACGACGUUUGGUUGGCGCCGCAGUCGUCGUAGCAGCGAACUGCGGAGGCGUCGCAACGCCACUGGGCGACGUUACAACGACGAUGCUCUGGAUCGGUGGGCAGAUCACCACAGUGGCGACAAUCAGGGAUCUGCUGGUACCGUCUUUUGCAUCGUUGCUUGUGUCGGUACUCGUGUUUAGUCCGAUGGUAGCGCAGGCAGCGGCGAAAGACGCUAUCGAUCCUGUCGGCGGUGGUUCGCUGGCAGGAGCUGUGGCUCCUCGCGGGAGACUGAUCUUUUUCAGUGGCGUCGCCUCUCUGCUGUUCGUGCCGAUCUUCAAGGCAGGAACUGGUCUGCCACCGUAUAUGGGCAUGUUGCUUGGCUUGGGCUUUAUGUGGUUGCUGACGGAUGUUUUGCACGCGGGCGAGCCUGGACGUUUGGAGCUGCGAGCAUCGCGGGCACUCGCGCGCAUCGAUCAGAGCAGUAUCCUGUUUUUCCUGGGAAUCCUGAUGAGUGUCGGAGCCCUGGAAUCCGGCGGAGCACUGCGAAUGCUGGCACAAUGGUUAGAUAGCCAUCUUGCUGUUCGGGAGCUCAUUCCAACAGUGAUUGGUCUGGCGAGCAGCGUGAUUGACAACGUACCGCUGGUCGCUGCCACCAUGGGCAUGUACGAACUGAGUCAGCAUCCGCCGGACUCUGAGCUGUGGCAGCUUAUCGCGUACUGUGCUGGAACUGGUGGCAGCAUUUUGAUUAUCGGUUCUGCAGCAGGCGUGGCGUACAUGGGCAUGGAGAAGGUUGGAUUCUUCUGGUAUCUACGAAACGCCUCACUGGCAGCGCUCGCGGGUUAUUUUGCGGGUAUCCUGGUUUACAUCUCUCUUCACGGCGACGUUUUGCAGCGAUUAUUCCAUCAGGUUUUCUGA